Molecule: messenger RNA, 1117 nt
Organism: Anneissia japonica
Lineage: Eukaryota; Metazoa; Echinodermata; Crinoidea; Comatulida; Comatulidae
Exons: 6
Coding region: 12-1046 (344 amino acids)
Source: RefSeq, a predicted model, not a curated record
CCUCAAACAAUAUGCGACGAAUCAAUAAGAUUUUACUGCUUCUCCUCUGGAAAUAUUCAGUUGUGAACGUUGUGGUAACACGUCAUUGUCCUCCUGAAUUUGUGUGUUCUCGUGGUAGUACGUGCUACCUAAUUUAUACAGUGAAUGGUGAAUGGAAUUACAAGUACUCAGAUAGUGCUGCAGUGAGAACUGGCGAAUAUUCUUUGUCAAAAUCCUGUUACAAAUUCAUCCCACAAGGAUUGUCAAGAGAGCAAUCAUGUUAUGACGCUCAACUUGAAUGCCAGCAUGAGAAAGGAAACAUUACGUUCAUAGACAACAUCCAAGAGUAUAAUCAAUUGGUGGACAUUGUUCUUUACAUAUUGUAUACAAAGGAAGACAGUUAUUUCAAUGUAAAUACACAAGAAAUGUGUGCUAAAGUUACAAUACAAGACGGUAUUUUGGAAAAUAGUGACAUGAUUAAAAUAAAAGACCGUAAUGAAAAACAAAAUAUUAAUUCCAUAAUGUGUGAGGCCACAGGUACAAGUACGGGUACGUACAAAGGAGGUACAAAUACAGACACAGAAUCAUAUUUUACGAAGGUGACCCUUGCAAUUUCAACUCCUGGGGGAUUACUGGAAGAUUCUAGUCCGACAGUCGUGUCUAUUCUAGCCCCGCUUAUCGUUGUGAUGAUUCUUAUCGCCAUUUUAAGUGUGUGCAUUUAUCGACGAAUGCGGAAAAGGAAUUGUUGUUAUAAUAACCCAACUUUAACCUCAUCAAGAAGCAUAGAAAAGCAUCAAUCAAAAAAUAAACCUGGUGAUGGUGUGGAUUCAGCGGUAGGACACCUUAUGGGAGAUAAAAGUUACUCCGCCCUCAAAGCUGAAUUUAUUCAAGAAGGCGACUAUGAAGAGCUUAAACCGUCAACUGAGUACAAGAGCUCGUCAAUUAUCGAAGAUUACAUAAUGCCAACACACUCUUCCAAUGAGGAAUGCAGCUGCGCAAGGCGAGAUGAAAUGGAGUCUGCGUUAUACGCCCACACGAUCAUCUCUAGUGCACCGUCUGAAAUCUAAAAAGUGAUGAUGGCAGUUGAUAACGACAGGCUGGGUUUUAGUUUGAAACAUAUUGCGUAUAUAGGCUUACA